UUGUCCGUCCGUGUCCAUUUUCGUCACGCUUUCAGUCAUUAAUGAACAAAUUUGAACUUUGUUUCACGUCGCUUUGCAUUUGUUUGGCGUGUUAACGUGCAGUAUUUCCCCGCACUUUAAAAUAAACGGGGUUCUUUUGGGCCUGUUCGUUCAUCCAUUUAAAUUAUGGCUCAGCUUGCCCCCCUCGUAUUCAUUACGUUGUGGGCUGCACCCACCGCACGAACCACAGACCACUCCCCUGGUGAACCGUCGUUUUCUGUGUGUUGUCCUCUCUGCACAGGCCUCGGUGCUCUGCGCGCAACAGCAACGCCGCGCCGCGGCCCUGAUCAGGAAGUGAAUCUGAAGAAAAUAAGGGACCGUGGAGGUAGGAUGACAUAGAAGGGGAGAGGUGGGAGAGAACCAACCGGAGAAAGAAGCGACUACCAGAGGGAGGAAUCGACUCGGUUUCUGGACCUGUAUUGAGCUGCUCUCCUCUGGGAUAUACUGCACCGUCACACAAACACACAAGAAAAAAAAAUGCUCAUAAAGGAAUUUCGAGUGAUUCUUCCCAUCUCCGUGGAAGAGUACCAGGUGGGCCAGCUGUACUCUGUGGCUGAGGCCAGUAAGAAUGAAACGGGUGGAGGAGAAGGAGUGGAGGUGCUAAAAAAUGAACCCUAUGAGAAAGAUGGAGAGAAGGGACAGUACACACACAAAAUCUACCAUUUGCAGAGUAAAGUGCCGUCAUUCGUCAGAAUGUUGGCUCCAUCUUCUGCCCUCAACAUCCACGAGAAAGCCUGGAACGCGUACCCAUACUGUCGCACAGUAAUCACUAACGAGUAUAUGAAAGAUAACUUCCUGAUCAAGAUUGAGACAUGGCACAAACCUGACAUGGGACACCUUGAAAAUGUACAUGGUUUGGAUGCAGAAACCUGGAAGAAGGUGGAUGUCGUCUAUAUCGAUAUUGCAGACAGAAGCCAAGUGGAGCCUAAGGACUACAAGCCAGAGGAGGAUCCUUGCAGGUUCAAGUCGGCGAAGACGGGACGAGGACCUCUAGGGCCGGACUGGAAGAAGGAGCUUCCUAAUAAGAAAGACUGCCCACACAUGUGUGCCUACAAACUGGUCACCGUCAAAUUUAAGUGGUGGGGCCUGCAAAACAAAGUGGAGAACUUCAUUCAAAAGCAAGAGAAGCGUUUGUUCACCAAUUUCCACCGUCAACUGUUCUGCUGGAUCGACAAGUGGAUCGAAUUAAACAUGGACGAUAUUCGUCGCAUGGAAGAGGAGACACGUAGGGAGCUAGACGAGAUGAGAGUGAAGGACCCAGUGAAAGGGAUGGUGGCUCUAGAGGACUGAGGUUGUGUCGGAGCGUGAAUGCUGCUGCUCAUCAGACCAGAGUACCCAGACACCAGCGGAUUCACAUCCUCCUUUUGUCUAAACUGACACAACACCUGACCGGCCGGUCCAAAGCCCACCUCCCGCAGUACAAUCUGGUUUUCAGGGACCUGGACCCAGUAAACUCUCAGUCUUCAGUUGAUCUCCUCCACCCUGUCCUUCCCUCCUUGAGUCCCAUCUUUAGUUAUUUCAGCCAUCUAGUGUCCCCCCAUCUUCUUAACUGCUCUGAGGCCUCCAGUAGCAACAUUUUAGAUCUCGUCAGUACCUCCUCUCUUCCUCUCUCUAUAAAACGCUCUAAACUACAGAGAAUAGUGUCACUUGUCUCUGGAAUUUAGGAUUUAUUUCUAUUUAAGAUAUCCCAAUGGUGUAUAUAUACAGUAAACAGAAGAUGAAUAAUUGUAUUGAAGUAUAUAUAUAAAUAUAUAUAUAAACAGGGUUUUUAAAAUGAUUCUGUAAGUUUGUCUGUGGAUGUUUUAUUUUUUCCAGACCAAGCUGUAUCUGCUCAGUGUUGCGUUGUUUUCUUUUUUUUUUCUUUCUUUUUCUUUUUUUUUUUUGAUUUGUCAUAGUUUUCUCCAUUUGUGUCAAGCUUUAUGCGGUGUUUCCUUUUGUCGUUCGAAUCAAUUUGCAAGUCUACAAACUACGCAGCUGCGAGGUCGGGAUUGUUGCUCAGAGUGUUACGUUGUCUUUGCUACGCCCCUAACCUACGACGUGGGAUUUGUUUUCUCCCAGUAUUUUCCCCCCUAAUAUGUGUUGAGGCGUUCAAUGGCUUUUCUGCUGCUUUGUGAGUUUGCGUGCGCGGUGCUUCUGUUCGUGUGUUUCCGUGGCAUUGUUAGGUCAUCAAGGACUCCAGCCAUAUUUUUGAUUUUUUCUUUUUUCACGGGCUCUUCGGUUUCAUCGGGGCUGUUAAGGCUGCUUGAAGGUGCAGCAACUGAAAGCAAAUACACAGUGAUGUAUAUACACAAGUGCAGUGAGCGAGAGAGAAAGAGAGAGAGAGAGCUAGCCUUCAAGGACACAUGUGAAAUGUAUCACUCAGCAAUGGAAAAUCUACAGCGGAACAGCCAUAAAUGGGAGUAGGACUGUCUCUUUAUUUGUCUGACAGUGACACGCUCUGUCAUUCUGCAUCAAUCUCUUCCCAUUGUGUCAUCUCCAGUGGAUAAAUGGUCUUAUCCAGCAAUAGCAAUAACUACCAUGACACAUUGGUCUCUCCUUUCACGUUGCGAAACUCUCUUCGGCCCGUUCCCGCCGUGAGAACAGCUGCAGUAAAGCAGAGAGCCCCGAGCAGAGGGCGAAGAGCGGCUAAGUCGUCGAUCGCUCGUUUUAUUAAACGCCGCUUUAUUUAUCGUGUCCGUCUUUGGAUGAGGUGUUUUUUCUUUCUCCUGCUGGAAUCUGAAGCCUGUUAUCUGUAUUGGUGUGGUGUUUUUCGGUAUAUGCAUGAGCGAGUGGUAUUCAGUAGUGUGCGUCUUUGCAGAGAGCUGCUGCUAGCUGGGUAAAGAAGCGAGGAACAAAUGAAGCAAGAGGAGCGACAACAGCGGGCACUAUCCCUCUCUUCUUGUUGACGUCUGUAUGGCCUCCUUUGUCUUCCUCUUUUUUUGUUUUCGCAUCUUCUUAUUUCACGUCCUCCGCACAGUUUAAAGAGCAAGCAACAGAUCAUGUCGAAAGCCACUACAGUAAUGACGACACAUUGGAUUAAAGCAAAACUGCCAUCAGAGCGAGAUUAUACGUAGAUUAAAGCUUGUUAAAGCAGACAUUUUGCACUAUUGAGCUACUUAAAUCUUCCACAAACGAAAAUCAAACUUAUUUACUUUUAUUUUUGAGAAAAUGUAUGUAAGACUUUUAUAUUAGUACAAAAGUAUAUGAACACUUCUUAAGCUUUUUAUUGGCAAUUACUUGCUAAAAAAAAACAAUAAAAGCAUCUUAUUGUUAUGUUUCCAGCAGCAACAGCAACGACAUUAUUUCUUCUGGGGCCCCUUGAAUUAUGGCAAGUCACACUUUUGUCAUCAAACUAACGAAAAUAUGAAAGAUUAGUUAGUUAGUUUUGUCUAAUUACAGUGACAGUUGGGUGAAACUACACAGUUUGACAGGUAAAAGGAAUCACAAAUAAUACAAAUUGGCUAGAAGACAUAAAGUUUAUUUUUGGCAACUUCUAUCUAUAGUUUCAUAACCAGACCAAGUUCACACCACUCCCGUCAUUGCAAACCAUUUUCUGUUGCCUCCUCUUUUAAGAAAACAAUGGCCCCUGGAUGUCCAGUCCCUCCACCUCUGUGUCCAUCUCACUCUACCAACUGAAUCAUGGAGAUUUGUGGAUGUACUGUAUGUAGUAUUGACUUUGUAAAUAGUAAAUAAAUUAAUGUAGAUGAACACACAUAUAUAGAUCAGACUGUCCUGCCAAACCCAAGGCACACCUCCCCACACUUGAUCCUCUCGUCCCGUCGCUAAAUGUUGAGCAUGACACCGAUCACCGUGACCAAGUGGCUCUCGCAGAUGUAUUGCUGUGAGAUAAUGUAGGGUUAUAGUCACUGAAAUGUAAUGCCGAUAAGACACUUUGAGGAAUAAGCUGUAGUCAUUUUUAAUAAAAAAAAAAAGAAGGUACUUUUAGGAUGCUGCAGCGAAGCCGUGAGGAGCUGCUUGCUGUAAAACCCUGUUCACUAUUUACCAUCCUUCUGUCUUUAUUCCUUCACUGCGGGGACCACGUCUCAUUGGCAGGACAGUGUAUAAAUAUAUAUUUUUGUUCUGAAUGUUGUUGUACCUCUAUUGUCAGUCUCUGAACUACACUCGCUUCUCUCACUGAAAAGGAACACGUAACGGCAGCUCGGCUCGGUUCACUGACCCACACAAUUAGCCGGUGGAGUCGGCCCUAAGCGGAGCCUGUCAGAUUUUGCCCUCCCGUGGUUAGAGAUGGCGAUCGAAGGGUUGAUUAAUCUACAUUUCGGGGUGCUGAAUAGCAAAGACAAUAAAAAUGUGUUGUUUUUUUUUGACGCUAGGUCAAUCUUAAGAGCCUGUAACUUGUGAGAGAACACGGUUUAACAGAGACAAUCUCAUAGAUACCUGUUGUUAGAUUCCUCAAUUUAUAAUCAGAGUAUGAAACCAAAUGAUUCCAUAAUCCCAAACUGUUUUUAAAUCUCUCUCUUUCUCUCUCUCUGUCUUACUUUCUCUCUCUCUCACUCUUGUUAACUUGUCUCCUGUUUUUCUUUCUUUUAUUGUGAAUUUGUGCCUUUUUGUCAUCUUCUCUUCUAAUAACACUACUGUAAAUUGGAGACGUGAAGAAACGAAUAAAAAUAAGCAAAGCAACAGUGAA
This is a messenger RNA of Mugil cephalus (flathead mullet), 4663 nucleotides long. RefSeq names its product phosphatidylinositol transfer protein, alpha b (gene pitpnab). The coding region runs from base 517 to 1329 and encodes 270 amino acids. The record is from RefSeq and is a predicted model, not a curated record. NCBI's taxonomy places the organism in Eukaryota, Metazoa, Chordata, Actinopteri, Mugiliformes, Mugilidae. The transcript is spliced from 12 exons. Gene Ontology annotation, biological process: phospholipid transport. Gene Ontology annotation, cellular component: cytoplasm. Gene Ontology annotation, molecular function: phosphatidylinositol transfer activity; phosphatidylcholine intramembrane carrier activity; phosphatidylinositol binding.